This is a messenger RNA of Opisthorchis viverrini, 345 nucleotides long. RefSeq lists its product as hypothetical. Bases 1 to 345 code for a protein of 114 amino acids. The record is from RefSeq and is a predicted model, not a curated record. The transcript has 2 exons. Lineage: Eukaryota; Metazoa; Platyhelminthes; Trematoda; Opisthorchiida; Opisthorchiidae.
AUGCCGCACCAGGCUUACAGUCUAGUGAAGUUCUAUGAACAAGGCCUAUGGCAGUGCGCAGUCAUCAGUUCUUCAUGGAUUGAGGGUAACUGUGCUAUAUGGCCAAAGGUUCACUCAAAGGACUUUUAUAAGGCCGUUCACCUUCAUUUGGAGCCAUCAGCUGGAUCGAUGAAGCUGACUUGCGAAGUCAUUCAGACUUACGAUAACUUCAAAAAGGCACUCGAACACAAGAAGAAGUUCCAGUAUACAUCGGGCCUGAACACUUCAGAUGUGACCGUUCAGAUGGGCCGAAACCAUCUGCGUCGAAAGCAAGACUACCGUGCGUGUUGUGAAGACUUCUUUUAG